Molecule: messenger RNA, 2596 nt
Organism: Schistosoma curassoni
Lineage: Eukaryota; Metazoa; Platyhelminthes; Trematoda; Strigeidida; Schistosomatidae
Source: the annotation of a GenBank genome assembly
AUUGGCUCUUUGACAGCACGCGCUCGGUAUGGUUCAUCUGGCACUUUCUCUAAAUGCCAUCCGUAAAGCUACAAAGUUGAACCGUUUGACCAACUUAUACCAGUCUUUUAAAUGUCGAAACCUAAGUUACACUAGCGGAUACACUAUUAUUGACCAUUCAUUCGAUGCUGUGGUUGUUGGUGCAGGUGGGGCGGGUUUACGUGCAGGUUUUGGCCUCGCAAAUGAGGGUUUCAAAACUGCAAUUAUAACAAAAUUAUUUCCUACCAGAUCUCACACAGUUGCUGCUCAGGGUGGAAUAAAUGCUGCUCUUGGGAAUAUGGAGCCUGAUGACUGGCGUUUCCAUAUGUAUGAUACAGUCAAAGGUUCCGAUUGGUUAGGUGACCAGGAUGCUAUUCACUACAUGUGUGAAGAGGCCCCACAAGCCGUUAUCGAGUUGGAAAACUAUGGAGUACCUUUUAGUCGCUUGGAGAACGGCAAAAUAUACCAGCGAGCAUUUGGUGGUCAAAGCAUAGACUAUGGGCGCGGCGGUCAGGCCCAUCGCUGUUGUGCAGUUGCGGAUCGAACUGGGCAUUCACUUUUGCAUACAUUAUAUGGCCGGUCAUUACGUUAUGACGCCACUUAUUUCAUUGAAUAUUUCGUAUUGGAUCUUCUCAUGGAAAAUGGCGAGUGUCGUGGUGUCAUUGCUGUGUGUUUAGAGGAUGGGACUUUGCAUCGUUUCCGUUCUAAAAAUACAGUUCUCGCUACAGGGUAUGUCGUUUUUCUUAGCUCUUAUCAGAUAGGGGUUAUGGUCGUACAUACUUUUCCUGUACUUCAGCACAUACUUGUACCGGUGAUGGGACGGCAAUGGUCACACGGGCUGGGUUGCCUAAUCAAGACAUGGAGUUUGUUCAGUUUCAUCCCACAGGUAAGUGCGGAUAUAUCCUGUAACUUCAAAGGAAUUUAUGGGGCUGGGUGCUUAAUCACCGAGGGCUGUCGAGGUGAGGGUGGUUACCUCAUUAAUAGUAAAGGAGAGAGAUUUAUGGAGAGAUAUGCUCCUAAUGCUAAAGAUCUAGCUUCUCGGGACGUUGUGUCAAGAGCGAUGACAAUUGAGAUUCGCGAAGGACGGGGAGUUGGCCCUAGGAAAGACCACAUAUUUUUGCAACUUUCUCAUCUUCCGGCAGACCAACUACACAGUCGACUUCCUGGUAUAUCGGAGACAGCAAAAAUAUUCGCAGGUGUUGAUGUUACAAGGGAUCCUAUUCCUGUGUUACCUACCGUCCACUAUAAUAUGGGGGGAAUUCCUACAAACUAUAAAGGACAGGUGCUGACUUAUGAUCCGGUUGCUAAGAAAGAUAAGGUUGUUCCUGGACUAUAUGCUGCUGGUGAAGCUGCUUGUGCAUCGGUUCACGGCGCUAAUAGACUAGGUGCCAACUCACUACUUGACAUAGUUGUGUUUGGUCGUGCAUGUGCGCUUGACAUUUCUGCGAAAAAUAAGCCUGGAGACGCAGGUCCAGAGUUAAAACCAGAUACCGGGGAGGUCUCCAUCGCUAACUAUGAAAAACUCCGGACCGCAAAUGGAAAUUAUCCAAUUGCACAAGUUCGAUUAGAAAUGCAGCGAACAAUGCAAGAGUAUGCUGCAGUAUUUCGUGAUGGUCCUACUCUCAAAGAGGGCUGUAGAAAAAUGUAUGAAUUAUAUGCUUCUCGAAUGAAUGAUUUAAAAGUUAGUGAUCGCAGCAAAAUAUGGAAUAGCGAUCUAAUGGAAGCAUUAGAAUUACAGAAUCUGAUGCUAAACGCUUUACAGACUAUUGUUGGAGCUGAAGCCCGUAGAGAAUCGCGUGGUGCUCAUGCACGUGAAGACUUUCCUAAUCGAUUAGAUGAAUUCGACUACUCUCAACCUAUUGAUGGACAAAAGCCUAAGCCAUUUGAAGAACAUUGGCGAAAACAUACUCUGUCUUAUCAGGAUGUUAAAACGGGUGCUGUAAAAUUGGAAUAUCGUCCUGUAAUUGAUACCACCUUGGAUUCUAAGAGCUGUCCAACUGUCCCUCCAAAACUACGCACUUAUUAGCAUACUCAUUGCUUAGGAUGAAUUUUCCAAAUAUGUAGCUUAAUGAACUGGAGAUUUUCUUCCGUUCAUAUUCAAAAUAACUUCGAUACCACAUUUUUACACUAAUUAUUUACAAUUUAUUUGUGAAUGCUUUUGUCUAAUUAUCGUUUUCAAUAAAACAUCUCUUUGCCAAAUGUAUACUUGGACUGCUGCCUUUUUGUUUCUUGGUUCCAUGGUUUACAAAUGAUAAUCUACUUAUUCUUUAGAAUGUCAUAAACUCUUACCCACUAAUGUAUAUGGAUUCAGUUGUUUGUACUUAAUGAUGUCUUAAUAAUAAGAGUUAACACUCAACGUAGACUGCCUUAAAUAAUAAUUCGUACACAACUACCUAUUUAAAAUUCGCCUGUAGCUCUUCUAGAGUUACUGCCGGUCUCAAGCUUUGGUAAAGGAGGAGGGUUGGGCAUGGAGUCACCGACCCCAUCCCGUAGAAAAAAACCUUGCUAAAAAAACGCUAACUAGAUUAAGCUAAUUAAACCGUUUAAACUCUGCCCUCUGUGUUGAAGGAAGAAUCAU